Molecule: messenger RNA, 301 nt
Organism: Gloeophyllum trabeum ATCC 11539
Lineage: Eukaryota; Fungi; Basidiomycota; Agaricomycetes; Gloeophyllales; Gloeophyllaceae
Exons: 2
Source: RefSeq, a predicted model, not a curated record
UGGCAAUGGCCGUAUCGCUGUGUAACAAUUUCCCUAAUAAUGCCGGAAGCGGAAUAUGCAGCAAAGCACCUAGUAUUCCAGCCUGAAGCGGCAUCACCCGAGAGGCAUUUAAGCGAGCGUACAAUUCAAUCGCAUCCAUUGUCGUCCUCAAUUGCCACCACUGUCCCAAAGAUGUCAAGCACGUUGGCCUCCCUACCCUUGCCCAUUCGUAUCUGUAUCGAAGUCCUCUCGCCUGAGUGCCGGGAGCUGGUUAAGAGGGUGGCCGACCGGCUCGGACAGAGAGUAGAAAACGAGGUCAUGA